AGAAAAUACGUGUAGACAUAUAUGCUAUUGUAAAAGGGGGGGGGGUUACUAUCUUAGACAACUUUAGGAACAUCUCUAAAAAAAAAUAUCUAACACCCUCUUUCGAAUUGUGAGAAGAAGAAAAAUGAGAGAGACUAUAAAGUGGGGACAUGUCCCCACACCACUAGUUUCCACUAAUCUAGUAUCUUGUAUUUAAACCGUUCACAACUGGAAGGACCUAAUAAGUGCACUUGUUCAUUCAAUCGGACGCACCCAUGCACCGGAAGUUAUUGCAGAAGCCAUUGAAAACAGGGAACACCUGCCACGGUAGCGGCUUUUUGGAAAAUGACGUCCAACAGCUUUCAGAUGGGUAGCACUGGGUUUGGCAGUGACAAACCCCCAUCUACCGGUAGCGGAGAGGGUGAUUUUUCAAAUGAUCCUGCGAGCAACAGCUUCUUCAAUGAGAAUUUCAAACGGCAUGAAGAUUUAAAAGCAAUGUUAGAUGGAAAUAAAGACAACUUAAAGUUAGAUGCCAUGAAGAGAAUAAUUGGGAUGGUGGCAAAAGGAAAAGAUGCUUCAGAUUUAUUUCCUGCUGUUGUGAAAAAUGUUGUAUCCAAAAACUUAGAGGUCAAGAAACUAGUGUAUGUGUAUCUGACCAGGUACGCAGAGGAGCAGCAGGACUUAGCUCUUCUGUCCAUCAGUACAUUUCAGCGAGCUCUGAAAGACCCCAAUCAGCUGAUUAGGGCCAGUGCAUUGAGAGUUCUGUCCAGUAUUCGAGUCCUUAUGAUCUCCCCUAUCAUGAUGCUGGCCAUUAAAGAGGCUGUAAUGGACAUGUCACCAUAUGUAAGAAAGACUGCAGCCCAUGCCAUACCAAAGCUUUACAGCCUUGACCCUGAGAAUAAAGAACAACUAGUUGAAGUCAUCGAGAAAUUACUUGGGGACAAAACUACAUUGGUAGCUGGUAGUGCCAUUCAAGCCUUUGAGGAGGUGUGUCCAGAAAGGAUUGACUUGAUUCACAAGAAUUACCGUAAGCUGUGCAACCUGUUGGUGGAUGUAGAAGAAUGGGGUCAAGUGGUCAUUAUUGGGAUGAUGACCCGCUAUGCUAGAACCCAGUUUGUGUCACCCAACCAGGAUGGAACAGGUGAAGAAAGUAGAAAUUUCUAUGAAUCAGAAGAUGAUGAGAAAGAUGAAGCUGAAGACGAUGAAAAGGAUACCAAAAAGAAACCUUAUAUGAUGGACACUGAUCAUCGAUUGUUACUUAGGCAGGCCAAACCUCUGCUCAACAGCCGUAACGCUUCGGUUGUUAUGUCAGUGGCUCAGCUCUACCACCACUGUGCUCCGAAGUCAGAGGUUGGGGUUGUUGGGAAGGCACUAAUCCGUCUUUUAAGGGGUCACAAAGAGGUCCAGUAUAUUGUUCUCAGCAACAUUGCCACCAUGACUGUGGCUAGAAAGGACAUGUUUGAACCGUACUUGAAAAGUUUCUAUGUGAGAUCCAGUGACCCAACUCACGUUAAACUGCUAAAGCUGGAGAUUCUUACCAGUUUAGCUACGGAGACUAACAUUUCCAUCAUUCUGAGAGAACUCCAGACAUAUGUGACCAGCACAGACAAGGAAUUUGCUGCAGCUACUAUCCAAGCCAUUGGGCGUUGUGCCAGCAACAUUGCAGAAAUUACUGACACCUGCCUGAGUGGAUUAGUCCAUUUAAUGUCCAACAGGGAUGAGAGUGUUGUUGCCGAAAGUGUUGUUGUGAUCAAAAAGUUGCUCCAGAUGCAGUCCUCAGAACAUAAGGACAUCAUAAUACAUAUGGCCAAGAUGGUAGACCAGAUCACCGUUCCCAUGGCAAGAGCCAGUAUCCUGUGGUUGAUUGGAGAAUACAGUGAAAGGGUGCCAAAGAUAGCACCUGAUGUCCUCAGAAAAAUGGCCAAAACAUUCAUUAGUGAGGAGGAUAUAGUCAAACUGCAAAUUUUAAACUUAGCAGCCAAACUCUGUCUCACCAACUCUAAACAAACCCGUCUUCUGUGUCAGUAUGUAUUCAACUUAGCAAAGUAUGACCAGAAUUACGACAUCAGGGACAGGUCGAGAUUUCUUCGACAACUAAUCAUGCCAGUUGAGAAAGGACCUUUGGCCAAACAUGCUAAGAAAAUACUUCUGGCUACAAAACCUGCCCCUGUUCUUCAAUCAAAAUUUGAAGACCAGGAUCAGUAUCAGCUGGGAACUCUUUCACACAUUUUGAACAACAAAGCUACAGGGUACAGAGACCUGCCUGAAUGGCCAGAAGAGGCCCCUGAUCCAUCAGUGAGGAAUGUUGAACUUCCUGUCCCAGAGGUCACUGGGAAGUCUGUUAGGAAGACGCCAGCAAAAGAGAGAGGGUUCUAUUCAGAAACUGAAUCAAGUUCAGAGGACGAAGACUCGGAUGAGGAAAGUAAGGAUUCGGAUGAGGAAGAGGACGAAAGUGAUGAAGAGAGUGAAGAAGAGUCUGAUGAUUCUGACGAAAGUGAGGAAGAAGAAUCAGAUGAUUCUGAUAUUCCUCAGAAAAACAGUGUACCUAAGAAGCCAGUCAAGGUGGAGAAAAGUGAAAGUGAGGAGGAGUCGGAGUCAGAAGAGGAAAGCUCCUCAGAGGAGAGUGAGGAGGAAAAACCACCUCCGCCCAAAUCCAAGACUAGCAAAAAAAAACCAGCAAAGGAAGCCGAGGCUCAGAAUAAUGCGGAUUUACUUUUGGAUCUAGACCUGUUUGGAUCCACGAAUGGUAUGUCCAGCAGUGGGGGUACUCCAGGCAAUAUUCUGACCCCCAGCAUGGCCAGCGCCAUGAGCAACUUGUCCAUCAGUAAAACGCCCUCAAGCAGCUCCUCAAAUUUUGUUCAGCCUAUGAAUAUUCCCUUAAAGUCCUACGAACUCUUGAACAGGAUGACAGGCAAGGGGCUAGGAAUUACUUACAAAUUCACCAGGACCGUUUCUGUGUUCUCACCCAAAAUGGUCUCCAUAGAGUUGACGUUAACAAAUCAUGGAGACAACCAAUUAUCAGCUAUAAAAAUAGGGAAGAAAACUUUACAACCUGGAAUGGAAAUACAAGAUUUUCCAGAAAUAGCAUCACUUGGAAAUGGGGCUUGCACCUCGGUACUGAUGGCAAUAAAUUUCAAUGAUACCACUCAGCCUGCCAAGUUUGAAAUCUGUACUUUAGAACAAACAUUUACUGUCAGUAUAACAGCACCUGUGGGAGAACUACUUCAGUCCCACACGAUGGGUCUCCAAGAUUUCACCCAGCAGCAAGGUAAAUUAAAAGGAAUGACAGAAAACACAGGAAAAGUGACAUUACCAGAAAAGAAGAAUGAUUCCAAGUCGGUUGUUACCAAUGUGCUUACUGUAGCCAACAUGCUACAAGUGGCGUCUGAUGAAACGGACACAGUCUAUCGAUUUGCCGCCAAAACCAUGUCGGAGGGAGUAUUGGUGCUUGUGUCCGUAGAUGUGCAGGGAGAAUCAGCCAGCAUUGUGGUCAACUGUGAGAAAAUGGUCAUUGGAACUAUGCUUCUUAAAGACCUUAAAUCUGUACUUGGACAAAGCUAGAGAAAAUUAGGAUUUUAUUAAUAAGGAUUUUAUGACAAUCGGUGUAAAUUACUCUUUUUUUAGAAUUUGAUUUAGAUGAAAGUCUACAACUUCUGUUCAGAGUUUAAUGAUAGAAUAGUCUGCUCUUGAAUAAUAUUGAACAAAGUGUUGUAUUUCUGCCAUGAAUAAGAACAAAAUACAUGUAAAUCCAGCUUUCAGUGUACUUGAGGCUGACAUUUAAUAACGUUAUACAUUACUCUUUGUAAGUCAAGGGCAUGUGCAACUAUAUGUAUAUACAUGUAACAUUAAGAUAUUUUUCAACCGUGAUUUAUUUCAAUUUCAGUUAUCUUAAAUUAAAAUGCAGAUGUUGAUGUUACUUAUAAUUGAUAUUUUAUAUAUACAUGUAAGUGUGUGUGUGCAUGUGCGUAUGUGCGAGUGUGUUUAUAAUUAAUACACAUGUACUGUAAUUGUUGUAUAUUUAAUAUUAAUAUAGUUAAUGAUGUGCAUUACAACUAGUUUGGAAAGACUGCUGUAAUAGCAGGAAUUGAUGAUCAUUGCAAGGCAAAUGUGUUGUUAGUCUAACUCUUUGAUUUCUUAAAGACUCCACACUUCACUUCAUAUUUAUUGUUAACAGAUACAUGCACACAAAUACAGUUUGGAUGUUCCAAAUCCACUUGUACUUAGUUUAAAUUUGAAAAGUUAACAAUAAAUUAUAAAAGCAAUCAUAUUAAAAUAUU
This is a messenger RNA of Ostrea edulis (European flat oyster), 4256 nucleotides long. Its product is annotated as AP-3 complex subunit beta-2-like. Gene Ontology annotation, biological process: intracellular protein transport; vesicle-mediated transport. The coding region runs from base 325 to 3540 and encodes 1071 amino acids. Gene Ontology annotation, cellular component: AP-3 adaptor complex; membrane coat. The transcript has 23 exons. The record is from RefSeq and is a predicted model, not a curated record. Lineage: Eukaryota; Metazoa; Mollusca; Bivalvia; Ostreida; Ostreidae.